UCUUCAGCAACUCUACCACUGUCCCGGCUGCUGCUGCGUCAUCCGGUCUCACCACUCUUACCGUGAUUGCUACCUCGGUUGAGACCAUCACUUCGUGUGCUGCCUCCAUUACCAACUGCCCCGCCAGGACCGAGGACUUGGCCAAUCUCCCCACCGAGGCUCUUGCCACCACCGUCGUCACCCGCACCGCUCAUCUCACCACCACCGUCUGCCCUAUAGCCGAGGCCUCCUCCAUCUCCUCCAGCGUCUUCCACCAGGCCUCCAGCAGCGGCAUCAAGGUUACCGCGACCGCCGUCGAGACUCUCACCACCCCCAAGGCCGUCACCAUCACCCUCGGCGGCAACGGUAACGGUAACGGCAACACUCGCGUCAUCACCACCACUGUCAUGUCUACCAUCGAGAACACCGUCGUCAAGACCAUCACCAUGACCAACGCCAACCCCCUUGUCGAAUCCACUUCCGCCGCUAAUGCCGUCGGUGGCGGCAACCCCGCUACUUCUGCUGCUGGUGCCGAGGUUGAUACCACUUACACCAUGACCACCACCACCAUCGGCACCAAGACUGUUACUGUUGGCGUGGGCGCCACCGUCACCUCGGUCGCCACCCAGACUGCUUCUCCCGACACUGGCUCCGGCUCUGGCACUGGAUCUGGUUCCGGCAACGGCAACAGCUCUGGCUCUGGCUCUGGCUCUGGCUCUGGCUCCGGUCUCGACUCCGGCGCCUGCCAAUGCCCCGCCGCCGUCACCGUCACCGCUGCCGCUGCCGGUAGCGACUGCCCCACUGGCGCCGCCGCCAUGACUGUCACUGUCCCCGCCUCCACUGUCACUCUCCCCGCCUCCACCGUCUACGUGACCAUGACCGCUCCUUCCGCUGUCAACAACGAGGCCUCUGGCGCUACCUCCACCACCGCCGCCGCCGCCGCCGCCACUACUACUACCACUGCUGCUAUUGGCAACAACGGCACUGACCUCUCUGGCUCCAACGGCUCCGGUGAUGACGAGUCCUGCCCUCCCGAUGAGGAUACCACUGGCGAGGCUGAGGGUGAGGGUGAGGAUGAUUCUUGCCCCGAUGAGGCCGAGACUUCCACCGCCUCCGCUGCUGCCUCUGCCACGCUGGCUCCUUUCCCGGCUGGCAACAGCACGCUUCCCGCGGCGCCUACUGGUACCGCGGUGUAUCUUGACAAGAUCUAAGUCAGGAGUUGGAGUUGUACAUUAGAUGUAGCUUGAGUGAGUUCAAUGAGAUUGAAUUGCAUGGAUAGUUGAUGAUAGGAUGAUGGGAUUGAUGAGGGGUAGGAUAAGGGGGGUUAGGGGGUUGAUAUCGAGUUGAUUGGAUAUUAUCGUUAUAUACUCCUUCUUGUUACCACGUUGUACUCGUAUUAUUUGUACGCAUGUACGUUUCUUCUUCUUUCUUGCGAUGUGGAUCACACAAAAAAAAAGACUUUUGAACCAUAAACGAAUUUGGAGGGAGACAAUUGUCAGCUUGUGCCAUUGUUUUGGAUAUCGGAUGAGGAUGCUUGUUUGGGGUAUCGUAGACUUACUUUCUUUUUCUCUGAAUGAAGACACAACUUUUGUGGCAU
Molecule: messenger RNA, 1576 nt
Organism: Neurospora tetrasperma FGSC 2508
Lineage: Eukaryota; Fungi; Ascomycota; Sordariomycetes; Sordariales; Sordariaceae
Exons: 1
Coding region: 387-1190 (267 amino acids)
Source: RefSeq, a predicted model, not a curated record